GGGACUCUUGACCCCAUUAAUCUAAACCACACAAAGAGAGACUCAUAUACCGUACGACACUUAAUUUUCUACAUAAAGACAUUGAACACUCGGAAGCUUAUCGAAGAUGGAGUGGACUUGGCCGGAGAGUGUGUCGUCGAACCGGCAGAGGGUCGUGGAGGAGUUGGUUCAAGGCCGGGAGAUGGUGAAUCAGCUUCAGAGGUGUCUUAGUGGUGACGUCAGAUCGGCGGAGGGUCUUGUUACGAAGAUCUUGGGGUCGUUCACAAACACCCUUCGUAUCUUGAAUGGGAGUGAAGAGGCUAAAGAGGAGCUCAUCUCUCAGAUUCAAGCCAAUAGUCCUACUAGUACUGUUACAGCUUCUGGUUCUGCUGCUGCUGGUACCGAUUCAUUGUCUUGGGAUGCUCUUGAUGAUGCUGGUAAGUCCGAGGAUUCGAAUGAAGAGAGUUACAAGAGUACCGAAACGUUCAAGGAUCGCAGAGGUUCAUACAAGAGAAGGAACUACUUCAGGUGCACUCAUAAGUUUGAUCAAGGCUGCAAAGCAACCAAACAUGUGCAGAGGAUUAAAGAUGAACCCCAACUCUUUCGGACCACAUACUAUGGCAAUCACACAUGCACUGACUAUCUCAGAGCUCCUGAGCUCAUCUUAGAUUCUUCAAGUUCUCAAGACUCUUCCAAGAAUAUGAUCAGAUUCGACAACACCAACAACGACUUCACCCGCAAACAAGAACAUCCCUUUUUCUCAUCCUUCACAUCGAUCAAAAAAGAGAGCGUCAAGGAAGAAGAGAUGAUCACACCAAUUAAUGAUCAUGAUCAUGUGAUUCACCACAACCAACAAUUGUCGUCGUGUGACUAUCUCAUGUCGCCUGGUCUAGGAGUGUUUGAGUCGUCCGCAUCGACUAUCGCAUAUGAUCACGAGGAUGUGUUUUCUAGGAUAAUGGUGGGAUACUUCGAUGAUGAAGUAGAUUUUCCAUAUGAAUUUUUUUUGUAAUUUGUCUUUAGGAAAAGUCACAUUUUCAGUUUCUGUUGAAGUUAAAUUAGUGGCUUUCUCAGUGUAAAAUAUUUUGUAUACACUUGACGGAUCAUCCAGAAAUAGAAGCGACGAAUUAUUUUUUCUUGUUGAGUAAGGGCUUCUAGCUUAGAGUGAAACUUUUCUCGUCUACUUGGAUGAUGUCUAGUUUUUCUUUUUCCAAAAAAAAAUCAUAGAGGAUAGAAUCAGUUGUUGGGGAAUUAUAAUUCAUUUGUCCAAUUUUCAACAA
Rosa chinensis is the source of this 1256-nucleotide messenger RNA. Its product is annotated as probable WRKY transcription factor 70. Gene Ontology annotation, molecular function: sequence-specific DNA binding; DNA-binding transcription factor activity. Gene Ontology annotation, biological process: regulation of DNA-templated transcription. The transcript is spliced from 2 exons. The record is from RefSeq and is a predicted model, not a curated record. Bases 107 to 988 code for a protein of 293 amino acids. Lineage: Eukaryota; Viridiplantae; Streptophyta; Magnoliopsida; Rosales; Rosaceae.